This is a messenger RNA of Chlamydomonas reinhardtii, 1764 nucleotides long. RefSeq lists its product as uncharacterized. The record is from RefSeq and is a predicted model, not a curated record. Bases 43 to 1161 code for a protein of 372 amino acids. The transcript has 4 exons. NCBI's taxonomy places the organism in Eukaryota, Viridiplantae, Chlorophyta, Chlorophyceae, Chlamydomonadales, Chlamydomonadaceae.
CGCCGACGGCUGCUGAACCAGAAGCCGUACUUCCGGCUCGACAUGCCAAAUGCGGGAACGGGCGACGCUGAGGGUGACUGCUCCGUGUGGUCCUUUACCCUGCUGCCAACUGAGUCCAACGAAGCACCCUGGGUUAGCGGCGCUGCCGCCCCUCAGCCUGGGGCACUCGCCCCAGACCUGGUGGCAACGCAUGUGCGUGGGCUGGUUUCCCUCAUACCGGGACCGCGCGGCGGCCUCCGCGGUCAUGCGGGUGGAGGUGCCGAGGGCGGCAGCGGCGACGGCGCCAACGACCACGACGGCAGCGGUGGCGGUGCUGGAGGCGGGUAUGUUGCUGGCGGCGGGCGAGAUGAGGAGCUCGAGGAGCUUAUCGGAUGGGAUGCCACAACUGAGGACUUCGGGCAUGAGCACGGGCUGCCAGCCUACGUUCCCCGGGGUGGCUUUGAGGGGCUGUGGCUGGUGGGUGACGGCAGUCGGUGGUACGACCCCAUGCCGGGGCCUCACCACGCCUGGCUGCGGGAGCUGGCGCCAUUGGACCCGCUGCGGCUGCUCGAGAACCCUUGUCGAGUGGGGCCGCCGCCGUACGGCCCGCUGUGCCUAGAGCAUCUGCAUCUGCAAGGGCUGGACCUGUCCAGCGGCGAGCUGCGGACCAUCGCGGAGUUGCUGCCGGGGCUACAGGUCCUGAUGCUGAGCACAUGCUAUGUGCCACCGGCUGAGCUGCCGCUGCUGUGUGGCGCGGAGCGGCUGCACACCCUGGUGCUGCGGAUGCGGGACCUGGACCUGUGCCUGCAGCCGCACACAGCCCAGGAGGCGCUACAGGAGCUGUGCCUGCGGUCGCCCGCCCUGGAGGAUCUGCAACUGCGGCCCAGCUUCGAGGACGUCGUGGAUGAAUACCUGGAGUUGGACCACGAGGCGCACGCGCGGUGGGAGGACUGCGGCCGGGCCCAGGUGCAGGAGGCGGUGUGGCGGCUGACAGAGGCGGUCAAACUGCAGACAGACGGGCGCAAGCUGGGCCCUGGUGAUGGCGGCUGCGGAGGGCAGGGGCAAGCGGCCGCUGAAGGGCGGUCGAGGAGGCUGCGGCCACAUGUGCGCGUGGAGCUGUUGCGGCCGGUGGCGUGGUGGGAAACCGAUUGGAAGGAAGUGGAGUAUAGGGGGCACGAGUAAGGGGGCGGGGUAAGUGAACCACAUGACUGACCGGGCCAAGGAAGUCAUUCACACGGGUUGCAUGUGCAAGGGACUGGGUGGUAAACUGUGGACGGUGUGACAUGGGAUUGGAGACUCAGCGUGAGAGCUGGCCUUUGCAGGCGGAUUGAUGGCAGCGGUGGCAGACAGGCGGGUGAUAAAAUGCACGAGCGCGCUAGUGAGCACGGGUGAAGGGUGGAGCGGUUUGCCGACACACGUACGACCAGGCUCACAGGCUAUUUGUGAGCACGAGGGCAAUCGGCAAGUAUGCCGGGCGCGGACCCUCAGUAGUGAGACGACAGCGAAGAUUGGGGCUUGGUAUGACGGCGGUGAGGAGAGCAAGGGAGGUUGGUUAGGGGCCCCGUUUUUCUGCCACUGCAUGAAGCUGUCCGAGCAAGUACUGCAAUAAUCACCAAUUGAAGAGUCGAAGCACGGAGCCCGAUUGACUGGGGGAUCGAAACGCAGGCGGGGACCGGGACACACGGAGGCUCCGGGGAAGCAACGCAGGACAACGACGGGGGCGCCUGUCAACCUGUGAAGUUGCCUGUUGCCUCGGAUCCUUGCACGCGCCUUUUUGGGUCGGGU